Messenger RNA from Australozyma saopauloensis, 1200 nucleotides. RefSeq lists its product as uncharacterized. Gene Ontology annotation, molecular function: protein binding. NCBI's taxonomy places the organism in Eukaryota, Fungi, Ascomycota, Pichiomycetes, Serinales, Metschnikowiaceae. The record is from RefSeq and is a predicted model, not a curated record. The coding region runs from base 1 to 1200 and encodes 399 amino acids. The transcript has a single exon.
AUGACUAAAGAUACUGUUAAUAAACCGGUCUCGUUCCGUAUUGUGGUCGGGCUGUAUGAGCACAACUUGUUAUGUCUCUCUGUGAAUAUUACUGAAAAGAGCGAGCCUCUCUUCACUCCAAUUUUUCACUUUCAAGCCCACACCCUAUCUAUCAAGUCCAUUGACAUCGCCAAACGCUACUUGGUGACUGGUUCAAACGAUGAGCAUAUCAGAAUCUAUGAUUUGAAAAGAAGAAAAGAACUAGGUACGCUUUUGAGUCAUCAAGGUACCGUCACCACCUUGAAGUUCUCUAAAGAGACCGUGGACAGUGACGAUGCCAAGUCUGGAAAGUGGUUUCUUUCUGGCUCAGAAGAUGGAAAGAUCAUCAUUUGGCGUACAAAAGACUGGGAAAUGUUUGGAACUUUGAAGGGCCACCAGGGAAGAGUAAACGACUUGGACAUUCAUCCAUCAGGAAGAGUUGCCAUUUCUGUCAGCACAGACAAAACCAUCAGAUUGUGGAAUUUAAUGACGGCUAAGAAGGCCGCUAUUUUGAAAAUCAAGGGAAGGGAUCAUUUGGGCCAGUCCGGUGAGAUGGUCCGCUGGACUGGUGACGGUAAACAUUUCUUGGUGGGACUUUUGAAUCAGAUCUUUGUCUACACCUUAGGCGCCGAGGCUGAACUUGCAAGCAAGAUCAAGCUUAAAACCACAUUGAUGUGCAUGGAGGUUUUGCAGAUAGAAGGCGAAGAGUAUUUGGUGACUGGUCACAGCAAUGGAGCUCUAGAAUUUCAUCUCGUAAGUACCCUCAUCAAGAGUGAUGAUGAGCAAAAGCCUGAGCCUGCUUUCACUUUGACUGGUCACUCGAACAGAAUUAAGGGUAUCUCGUUGCACCAGUCAAAGGUUGAUACGAAUGACGUUCCUUAUCUUGUCUCAGUAUCAUCUGAUGGAAGAAUCGUUGUGUGGAAUUUGUCUUCGAAGGUACGUGAUCAAGUUGCAGUCUACGACAGUGGUGAGAGAUUGAACUGUGUUGCUGUAUGCGGCGAAGCAAUUGAAGACACUGAAGCCUUGAAGAGAAGGUAUGAGGAGGUCGAGACCGACAAAGCCGCCGGCUUGGAGUCUGAAUAUGAGUCUGAUGGUGAGGAGUUAGUGAAGGCAGCUGUUACAAACACCAGAAAGAAAGGGAAGAAGAACCAAAAGAGCAAGGUUACUGUGACGCUCGAGUAG